Messenger RNA from Anguilla anguilla (European eel), 1701 nucleotides. Its product is annotated as Krueppel-like factor 5. The record is from RefSeq and is a predicted model, not a curated record. Gene Ontology annotation, molecular function: DNA-binding transcription factor activity, RNA polymerase II-specific; RNA polymerase II cis-regulatory region sequence-specific DNA binding. Lineage: Eukaryota; Metazoa; Chordata; Actinopteri; Anguilliformes; Anguillidae. Gene Ontology annotation, biological process: regulation of transcription by RNA polymerase II.
AUAACUACAGAUGAACAGCUCCUCCGGUCGAGAAUCACCAAAUCACCCUUGAAGAUAGGAUUAUUGUGACGCCUUUAAUCGUUGUUGUGAACUCGCUCGGGAAUGUAAAGUGUUCAGAUGUCUGUAGAUAUAGGCGUGUCAUUUUGUCAAUCCAGAAGCCUCGGCCCCGCCCCUCCGUGAAGCAUAGAAAACUGACCGAUGCGUAAUAUAUUCGCCCAGCGCUACAAAAUCAAGAAAGUUAAACCGUACAGUAGACGAGAGGACACGCUUAUCAACAGUUCACGUCUACAUUUGUUUUCUCACGUUUUUCCUUCGUACUCUCGUACUGAUACACAGCUUUAUUAAGGGAAAUAAAGCUUGGGACUUAUUACACUUUUAAAAUCGGCGUUUAUGGCCACCAUGUUAACGAUGAGCGCUGGACUAGCUCCGGGAGAAGAGGAGCCGUUUUACUCGCAUCUCAAACCUGCGCUGACUGGAGGUUUCCAAGGAGAGGGCUCGGUGCUGUUCACCGUGGAUACGAAGAACACAAUCUGUGGACGUACCGUGUCGACCGACUACACCCAGGCCAAAUCGGAAAUGGACAAAUACCUUACGCCCCAGCCCUUUGUAAUCCCCGAGGCUAAGAAGGUGCGGCGGGACAGUUCCUCUGUGGUUGACCAGUUCUUUGGCGAAGAGCACGGCUCCCCCUACAGCAUAAACAUGAACGUGUUCCUGCCGGACCUCACGUACCUGCGGACUGGUCUGUGCCGGCCGCAGAGGCCGCCGGUGGCCCAGGUGAAGGCCGAGCCCACCCAGCCGUUCAUGCACCCCAGCUGCCACGGCGGCAUGAGCAGCACGCUGCCGGAGUUCACCAGCAUCUUCAGCCCGUCCCCCGCCAACCCCGCCGCCGCCGACGGCAACAGCAUCUUCAUCAAGCAGGAGAUGCCGUCCCUGGACCUGGCCCAGGAGGGGCCCCUGUACCAGCUGCUCAGCUCCGAGCUGGAGGGCCCGCUGUCGGGGGGGCCCAUGCCCGCGUCCGUGUCCCCCUACGGCGAGCUGCACUUACCGCCGCCGCAGAGCCCCGGCAAGCCCUACGGCGGGAUGCGCGACGGCGCCGGGGGCGGGGCCUAUUCCCACUCCGCCCACUCCGCCCAGUUCGCCCCGCAGGCCCAGCAGAAGGCGGCCUACCUGCCCCCCUCGCCCCCCAGCUCGGAGCCGGGCAGCCCGGACAGGCAGAAGGAGCUCCUGCAGAACAUGUCGCCCCCCCCCUCGUACGCGGCCAGCAUCGCCUCCAAGCUGGGGGGGCACAGCGCCAGUCUCCCCGCUGCCCUGCCCGCGCCCCCGCAGUCCAUGCCCGUCCGCUACAACCGGCGGACCAACCCCGACCUGGAGAAGAGGCGGAUACACCACUGCGACUUCCCAGGAUGCAAGAAAGUGUACACCAAGUCGUCGCAUUUGAAAGCCCACUUGAGGACACACACGGGGGAGAAGCCGUACAAGUGCACGUGGGACGGGUGCGACUGGCGCUUCGCCCGCUCGGACGAGCUGACCCGCCACUUCCGCAAGCACACGGGCGCCAAGCCCUUCCAGUGCGCCGUGUGCAGCCGCAGCUUCUCCCGCUCCGACCACCUGGCGCUGCACAUGAAGAGGCACCAGAACUAGACCACUGCCCCCAACUCCGCCCCUAACCCCGCCCCCAAAUCUUCCCCAAACUCCGCCCCU